Messenger RNA from Mercenaria mercenaria, 917 nucleotides. RefSeq lists its product as uncharacterized. The record is from RefSeq and is a predicted model, not a curated record. The coding region runs from base 1 to 552 and encodes 183 amino acids. The transcript has 3 exons. Lineage: Eukaryota; Metazoa; Mollusca; Bivalvia; Venerida; Veneridae.
AUGGCACAGAGACAGGUGGCCAGUUACGUUACAAACAUGCACCACAACACCAGUAGCGAUACUUUCAUGAUGGACCAUUUGCCAUCGGAAGCGCUAGACUUAAAGGUUCAGCUGACCAUGUUAAAAAGGAAAUCAAAAUAUUUUGGAUGGAAACUUAUACAAUUACAGAGAGAAUUAAUAAAAAGAAGGGCAUCAAUCAAAUGCAGAAAGGAAGAUUUGUUAACAAGACCUGAAGCAUAUGACAGAAAUCAAGACUUCAGGGAUGAACCUAUUCUCCUACCAGAACCUCAGGAUUCAGACUGGUCCACUGAAGGGUUUCAUCAACUGCAAGCAGACCAUAGGAUCCACUUCCCUAAAUUGGGAAGCAAUAUGAAAAAAACAGCAAUUAAGAAAUUUGAAAUGCAUACCGGAUAUAGUGUCAACAACUGCGGUUUAGUCACAUGUAGAAAAAGUCCUUAUCUGGCUGCAACACCCGACGGAGUCAUCAAUGAACAAACAAUAGUUGAGGUGAAAUGUCCAUAUGCUUGGAAAGAGGCAAUUAUCCAACCUUGAAAAUUUUUUCCAUACUUGGAUUAUACGGACGAAAAAAUGGAGCUAAAGAAAACUUCAAACUACUAUUAUCAGAUACAGUGACAGAUGUAUAUAUAUUGCUUUUUCAUUGUGUAUACAUUCAAGGAUAUGUUUGUACAAAAAGUUGAACUAGAUCAUGCGUACUGUAAACACAAUAUUUUACCAAGGCUAGAGCUGUUCUACAAAAUGUAUCUGUGGAAAUAUAUAGCUGAACAUUUGUGAAAUAACAUUGAUGAUGAUUAAUUAAUGUAGACAUUUGCAGUACAAUAUGAUGUUCAGUCUAUAAAAAGCUAUUAUGCAUUUGAUAAAUAAUUGUUUGUAGUUGAAAUAAAUAUAUAACAGUCCAG